ACAUCAUUCAUUCUAUUAUUCAUUCUUGAUUUCAAUAAAAUGGCCGGCGUAACUAAGAUUUUGGUAGCAGUAGCUAUUGCUUUGAUAUCCAAGGUUCAAGCUAGUCCGUGUGGAUGUAGUUUACCAUUGUUGCCAGCUGCUCCUGCUCCAUUCCUCUUCCCUUUCCCAUCGCCAUGCGCUGCUCCGUUACCUCUUCCAUUGCCACUUCCACUUCCAGCUUCAUGCGCACCAGCUGGUCUUAGUCCGUCACUUUUAAGCCUAUUGCCACUUCUGGCCCCACCUUCAGCACCACUCCCGUUGCCGCUUCCGGCUCCAUUACCACUUCCACUUCCGGCACCAUGCUCCCCAGCUGGUCUUAGCCCAGCCCUACUCAGUCUUCUGCUUCCAGCUUUGCUGUCAUCCGUCGCCGCCCCAGCUCCGUGCGCUGCUCCAGCCUUACCAAUUCCUGCCCCACUGCCGACACUCAUUCCCGUGCCACUCACCCCAUUGCCACUUCCCGCACCGGCUCCAGUCGCCCCAGUCGCCCCAGCCGCCCCAGCCCUUAGCCCAUCGCUGUUGAAACUUUUGUUGCCGCUUUUACUGUCUGCAUCUGCUCCAGCCCCAUGCGCUGCUCCAUUACCUCUUCCAUUGCCACUUCCACUUCCUGCACCGUGCGCUCCAGCUGGUCUGAGCCCAGGUCUUUUAAGCCUGUUGCCACUUUUAGCUGCACCCCCAGCACCAUGCGCUGCUCCAUUGCCACUCCCUCUUCCGUGCGGUUGCUAGUUAAUGCGUUAUAAUUGUCAUAAAAACGAAAAAUGCAUUGUUAAAAUUUUUUUUAAAAAAUGUUGGUUAAUAUUCA
This is a messenger RNA of Adelges cooleyi (spruce gall adelgid), 838 nucleotides long. RefSeq lists its product as uncharacterized. The coding region runs from base 40 to 762 and encodes 240 amino acids. The transcript is spliced from 2 exons. The record is from RefSeq and is a predicted model, not a curated record. NCBI's taxonomy places the organism in Eukaryota, Metazoa, Arthropoda, Insecta, Hemiptera, Adelgidae.